ACAGAUGUGAGUUUUCCUCAUCCAUAUUUUUACCCUCAACAAAGACACGUAAAUAAAACAAUAUCUGCGUAAAAUCCUAUAUAAAGUUAAUCGACACCAUCAAAAUAAUGUCGGCGGAAAUUAACGCGAAAAAUAGCAAUAAGUCAAUGCCUGAGAAAAACGAUUGGGAGCAGGAUGACGAAGAUGACAAUUGGGAUGAUUGGGGUGAUGCCGAGGAUAACUUCGAUGAUGCACAGGCAGCUAACUUUCCACAGCCAAAAAGCAAGAACGAAACUUUAAGUCCAACAAAUAAUAAUAUUUCAACCAGAGCAUCAGAAUCAGUGGAAAAAGUUGAACCAAUCAAGCAGGAUAUUAAUAGCAACAGUGGAGUAUCCACAGGACCAAUAAGCCAACAGACAUCAAAUACAACAGUUUCCCAAAAGUCAACUGCAGGCUGGGGUGGACUCUUUGGAGGUGUAGUUUCAUCAGUAUUCUCCACAGCCUCUGAAGGUCUUGGUAAUAUUACCUCAACAGUGAGUCAAGGUCUUAAUCAGGUUAUUGGUGUACCCGAUCCGGAGGAGUUAGCACGCAUGCAGGCCAUCGAAGUAGCAAAUAAGAAGGAUGAUUCAGAAAGUAAUCAAAUCGUAUAUAACACUUCAAAGCAACAAGUUAUAAGUAGUCGGCAGACACAAAAUGCUCAACAGGAUGAAGCGUCGCCUGCAUUUGGUUUAAGUAUUGUUAGUGGAGUAACUACGCUUGGUACGAAGGUACUGAACACGGGUUUGGAUACGCUUGAGGGUAUUGGAAAGAAAACUAUGCACAUUUUACAAGAGAAUGAUCCGCUAUUAAUGAAUAAACGAAAGAUGCUGGGUUUGGAAACAGAAAGACCUAAUUUAAGCCAGGUAUUAAAAGAGGCCAAAAAAGAUGCUGAUCAAUUAGAAAGCACAUUAAAAGAGUUGAAACUAGAAAAAUCGCGUGAAAUGCUGCGUUUUGAUUUGCUAUUUGAAAACCAUUGCGGUCUGGUGCACCUGGAAGCAUUAGAAAUAUUGUCCCAGGAAUCAACGUUUAAAUUGCAAAAACUACAGGAUGCAGUAAGUGGCAACGCGCUCACCGAUUUGCAAGAGACAAUCACCGAAGUAAAGGAACUCAUGGAAUUGGAAGAUUUAGAAGGUGAAAGCGAUGGAAACUACGAUGCGAAAGAGUUGAAUUUUAGAUUAAUGGCCACUCUUGAGGAUGUAGAACUGCAAAUUAAUUUCGAUGACAUAACAAACAAUUGGGCAAAAGCGGUGGACUGGCUCAACGUUACACCAGCAGUUGCUCCACAGGAUCCUGUACAGGAAACGUUUGCUAAAGGCAUUACAACGCUAGCGGAAACAUGCGCUCUACAAAUGUGUAAAUUGCAUAAAAUUGCCGAAUUGUUGCUGGUCAAAGACCAUCAUAGUACUGCAAAUGAAGUCGAUUGUAUUGUGCAGUUAUGUAAGCAAUUCAAUGCACAUUUAAAUGGACUAACAAACAGAUUUGCCACGGCAUUAACAGCAUUUAAGCUGGACUCUCAACCUGUGCAAGAGGAUGUGCUAAAAAGUCAUGUAAGCACCCUUUUCGCCGAAAUGCUAGUCGCGACACAACACAUUGAGAAGGCAUUUAAUUUGUUUUUGCCAAUAUUGCAAAUGGGAGCAGUAUAAAGUGAACAAGUGCAUAGCGGAGAGAUUAUGAAGUUAAUAUUGCUUAUAUUCUUUUGUAUUUUAAAUCAUAUACCUAUGUAUUAAUAAAUUUAUUAAAUAUUGUUAAAAAGAUUUUAAUUAUUUUCUAAAAAUCCCCAUUAUGUGACAUUCCACGCUUCGUGCUUUGGUUUGUUUGCGCUAUAGCAUCUUUGUUAUUCGUUAAAUUUUCAGAAGAAUUAUUUCCUAAAAUAAAGACACACGUUUGUUUAUAAAACUA
This is a messenger RNA of Rhagoletis pomonella (apple maggot), 1917 nucleotides long. Its product is annotated as protein FAM114A2. The transcript is spliced from 3 exons. The record is from RefSeq and is a predicted model, not a curated record. The coding region runs from base 108 to 1661 and encodes 517 amino acids. NCBI's taxonomy places the organism in Eukaryota, Metazoa, Arthropoda, Insecta, Diptera, Tephritidae.